AUGGAUACUUCGUUGUAUCCAAUAGUUAUUGCUGUUGUUGUGUGUUUUGUAACUGUUAUACUAUAUUGGUUAUCGGUCAGAAAGAGACUUAAAAACGUGUUGUUUAUUGGUGCUUGUGAUUCAGGGAAAACAACUCUUUUUUCAUCUAUUGUAUAUGGAAAUCCAUCUUCCACUUUUACAUCUCUCAAUGAGAAUGUUGGAAAUCUAAAAACAGAUAAAAAAUUACUAAUUAGUUCUAGGGCAUUGGUAUUUGUCAUAGAUUCAAAGUCUAUUCAUAGUGACGUAAAAGAUGUUGCUGAGUUUUUGUACAAUAUACUUGUGGAUAAGGUCUUUAUAAAGAAUCGCGUAAAAUUACUAAUAGCUUGCAAUAAACAAGAUGCUACCACGGCAAAAGGCGUCAGUGUAGUGACUCAUUUGCUUGAAAAAGAAUUGAAUACUCUUACAUUUACACGUACUGGUGCGCUUGCUGGCCUCGAUCAGUCCACCAUAUCAACAUUGACAAAGCCGGGAGUGACCUUCACUUUUGCAAAAAGUCGUUUACCGGUGGAUUUCGUUGAAAUUUCUGCUACAAAUAAUGCUUCUGCAAUUCAUAAGUGGCUUGUGCAAUUAUAA
Molecule: messenger RNA, 612 nt
Organism: Schistosoma intercalatum
Lineage: Eukaryota; Metazoa; Platyhelminthes; Trematoda; Strigeidida; Schistosomatidae
Source: the annotation of a GenBank genome assembly